Messenger RNA from Ficedula albicollis (Collared flycatcher), 1289 nucleotides. RefSeq names its product even-skipped homeobox 1 (gene EVX1). The coding region runs from base 1 to 1215 and encodes 404 amino acids. Gene Ontology annotation, biological process: regulation of transcription by RNA polymerase II. Gene Ontology annotation, molecular function: RNA polymerase II cis-regulatory region sequence-specific DNA binding; DNA-binding transcription factor activity, RNA polymerase II-specific. NCBI's taxonomy places the organism in Eukaryota, Metazoa, Chordata, Aves, Passeriformes, Muscicapidae. The transcript is spliced from 3 exons. The record is from RefSeq and is a predicted model, not a curated record. Gene Ontology annotation, cellular component: nucleus.
AUGGAAACCAGGAAGGAGAUGGUGAUGUUUCUGGAGGGGACUACUCUUGGCGCUCUAGUUGGCAAGAGGGUGCCUAAUUUGUCCGAAGCAGUGGGGAGCCCCGCUGCAGAGCCGCAGGAGAAGAUGAUCCAUCGGAACUGCAUCAGCCCCAGACCUGGCCCCUUGCCGUCCCGGGAGAGAGGAGGAGGAGGAGGUGGCGGAGGAGAAGAUGAAGAGGAGGUGGAGGUGCUGCCAGGGACAGGGACGGUGCCGGAGAGCCGCUCGGCGGCGGCAGCACUGCUUUCGGCCGGACAGCAGCCCCCCGCCACGGAGCUCGCCUCCAGCAAAGGGCAGCAGAGCAGCUCGGACACCGAAUCGGAUUUCUAUGAGGAAAUCGAGGUGAGCUGCACCCCGGACUGCGCCACGGGGAGCGCCGAGUACCAGCACAGCAAAGGGCCGUGCUCCGAGGCGCUGGCCGGCAGCCCCAGCGGCGGGGGGGAUCACCCCAAGGGCAGCGGAGGCAGCGGCGGCUCCCAGGGCUCGCUUGCCUGCAGCGCCAGCGACCAGAUGCGCCGCUACCGCACCGCCUUCACCCGCGAGCAGAUUGCCCGGCUGGAGAAGGAGUUUUACCGGGAGAAUUACGUGUCCAGGCCCCGGAGAUGUGAGCUGGCGGCUGCUCUAAAUCUGCCAGAAACCACCAUCAAGGUUUGGUUCCAGAACCGCAGGAUGAAGGACAAGCGGCAGCGCCUGGCUAUGACCUGGCCUCACCCGGCCGACCCGGCGUUUUACACGUACAUGAUGAGCCACGCGGCGGCCACCGGGAACCUGCCGUAUCCAUUCCCGUCCCACCUGCCCCUGCCCUACUACUCCCACAUGGGCAUCGGCGCCACAUCGGCCUCCGCCGCCUCCCCCUUCAGCACCCCCCUGAGGCCUCUGGACACCUUCAGGGUCCUCUCCCACCCGUACCCGAGACCAGAACUGCUGUGCGCCUUCAGACAUCCCUCUCUGUACCCUGCCCCAACUCAUGGACUCAGCAGCGCCGGGGGCAACCCCUGCUCCUGCCUGGCAUGCCACAGCGGCCAGUCUAACGGGCUGGCGCAGAGACCCUCCGGAUCAGACUUUACCUGUUCGGCCACAACCAGGACUGACUCCUUCCUCACUUUCACUCCCUCUGUGCUGAGCAAAGCCACAUCAGUUUCCAUGGACCAGAGAGAAGAAGUACCUUUAACGAGAUAAACCUUUGUCUCAGGGUUAUUAAACACUCAUUCCUUUCCCGGACUUCUCUUCGAGUUAAUGUACCUACAGCCCAG